CUUGUAGGUAUCUCUGAACUGGUUUAAGGAGUUUAAUGAUCAACAAAAAAACUGCAUGAUGAAAAGACUAUUGGAAUUGUGUGAGCUUCCUCAGAUGCAUAUGUUGUCUGUGUUAAUGGAACCAAUUCUUCAUCAAACAUGUCCACAUAACUGCCAAGACCUGUUGUCAUGGCUACCUGCUCAGCUUUCUCUCCAUGUUUUAUCGUUCCUUGAUCCAGUAAGUCUUAGUGCAUGUUCUCAAGUAAGUAAGGUAUGGUAUGAGUUAAUUACACACCCAUAUUUAUGGCAACGACUAUGUCGUCUUCCUAAGUGGCAACUGUCUAGGGCAGAGGAACACAAGCAAAUGAUCAACCACAUGUCCUCGACUAUAAGGGUAAGUUAGUUAAUAACAUAUGCCAAACACAGUGCUGCCUUAGGUUUAUCUAAGAAGUGUUACAUUUGCCAACCACUGUGUAAUCUUCUUCAUACUUUAAGUGCUUCCUUAGGUUCACUACUAACAUUUGCCAACCACAGUGUCAUCCUCUUCACACUUUAUGUGCUCCUUAGGUUCAUUACUAACAUUUGGCAACCACAGUAUCAUCCUCUUCAUAAUUCAGGUGCUUCUUUAGGUUCUUACUAACAUUUGCCAACCACCGUAUCAUUCUCUUCAUACUUCAAAUGCUCCUGAGGUUCACUACUAUCAUUUUUCCAACCACAGUAUCAUCCUCUUCAUACAUCAAGUGCUUCCUUAGGUGCACUUUUAACAUUUGCUAUCUACAUUAGGAAAAAAAAAAAAACUUAAAAAAAAAAUUUUAACUUAAGGAUUUUAAAAUAUUUAUAAACUAUAAUACCAUAGUUUUAUUAAAUGGGGCCCCGAUGGUUUUAAACAAUAAAAGCUGGGUUCUGAUGUUUGAGAUCAUGCUUCUGAUUUUGUGAUCAAUCUGCUUUGCAUUGUAUAUAGGCCCUAC
Molecule: messenger RNA, 947 nt
Organism: Anneissia japonica
Lineage: Eukaryota; Metazoa; Echinodermata; Crinoidea; Comatulida; Comatulidae
Product: F-box/WD repeat-containing protein 2-like
Exons: 3
Coding region: 56-382 (108 amino acids)
Biological process (GO): SCF-dependent proteasomal ubiquitin-dependent protein catabolic process; protein polyubiquitination
Cellular component (GO): SCF ubiquitin ligase complex
Molecular function (GO): protein binding
Source: RefSeq, a predicted model, not a curated record